Calypte anna (Anna's hummingbird) is the source of this 4011-nucleotide messenger RNA. It is a transcript of the gene CADPS, whose product is annotated as calcium dependent secretion activator. The transcript has 30 exons. Lineage: Eukaryota; Metazoa; Chordata; Aves; Apodiformes; Trochilidae. The coding region runs from base 1 to 4011 and encodes 1336 amino acids. The record is from RefSeq and is a predicted model, not a curated record. Gene Ontology annotation, biological process: dense core granule exocytosis; positive regulation of exocytosis; synaptic vesicle exocytosis. Gene Ontology annotation, cellular component: glutamatergic synapse.
AUGCUAGACCCAUCGUCCAGCGAGGAGGAGUCGGAGGAGCUGGUGGAGGAGGAGAGCGGGAAGGAGCCGCUGGCCCCCGCCGCCGCCCGGCUCUCCCCCAGCCGCCCCGGUGAGGGCCCGGGCGGUGGCGGUGGCGGCGGCGGCGGCGGUGGAAGCGGCGGUGGCGGCGGCGGCAGCAGCGGGGGGCUGCAGCCGGGCGUGCGCGCCGGUAGUGCGGCUCGGCCCGCCAGCCCCAGCCCCUCGGUGGCCAGCGAGAAGGAGAAGGACGAGCUGGAGCGGCUGCAGCGGGAGGAGGAGGAGAGGAAGAGGAAGCUGCAGCUCUACGUCUUCGUCAUGCGCUGCAUCGCCUACCCCUUCAACGCCAAGCAGCCCACCGACAUGGCCCGCCGGCAGCAGAAGAUCAGUAAGCAGCAGCUCCAGACAAUCAAAGAUCGUUUCCAGGCCUUUCUCAAUGGGGAAACCCAGAUUGUGGCAGAUGAAGCAUUUAUAAACGCUGUUCAGAGCUACUACGAGGUGUUUCUGAAAAGUGACCGUGUGGCCAGGAUGGUGCAGAGUGGGGGGUGCUCAGCAAACGACUCCCGGGAGGUCUUCAAGAAGCACAUUGAGAAGAGAGUGAGGAGCCUGCCAGAGAUUGAUGGCCUCAGCAAGGAGACAGUUCUGAGCUCUUGGAUGGCCAAGUUUGAUGCCAUUUACCGUGGGGAGGAGGAUCCCCGCAAGCAGCAGGCCAGGAUGACAGCGAGUGCUGCCUCAGAGCUCAUCCUCAGCAAGGAGCAGCUCUAUGAGAUGUUCCAGAAUAUUUUGGGGAUCAAGAAAUUUGAGCAUCAGCUUCUCUACAAUGCAUGUCAGCUGGACAACCCAGAUGAGCAAGCAGCACAGAUCAGACGUGAGUUGGAUGGACGUCUUCAAAUGGCAGAGCAAAUUGCCAAGGAGCGCAAGUUUCCCAAGUUUGUGUCCAAAGAAAUGGAAAACAUGUACAUUGAGGAGCUGAAGUCAUCUGUCAAUCUCCUGAUGGCAAACUUAGAGAGCAUGCCUGUGUCUAAAGGAGGCUCCGAGUUCAAGCUGCAGAAGCUGAAACGCAGCCACAACACCUCAAUAAUUGACAUGGGAGAAGAAAACGAGAACCAGCUUUCCAAAUCAGACGUCGUGUUGUCAUUCUCCCUAGAGGUUGUCAUCAUGGAAGUGCAGGGCCUGAAGUCUCUGGCCCCCAACCGCAUUGUCUAUUGCACCAUGGAAGUGGAAGGUGGGGAGAAACUGCAGACUGACCAGGCUGAAGCCUCAAAGCCAACCUGGGGCACCCAAGGAGAUUUCACGACAACACACGCGCUUCCUGCAGUGAAGGUGAAGCUGUUCACAGAGAGCACGGGAGUGCUGGCUCUGGAGGACAAAGAGCUUGGGAGGGUUGUUCUCCACCCUACUCCCAACAGCCCAAAGCAAUCCGAGUGGCACAAAAUGACUGUUUCCAAAAACUGCCCAGAUCAAGACCUGAAGAUCAAGCUUGCAGUGCGAAUGGAUAAGCCUCAAAACAUGAAGCACUCUGGGUAUUUGUGGGCCAUUGGUAAAAAUGUUUGGAAGAGAUGGAAGAAACGUUUUUUUGUCCUGGUCCAGGUUAGUCAAUACACAUUUGCUAUGUGCAGCUACCGGGAGAAAAAAGCUGAACCUCAAGAGCUGCUGCAGCUUGACGGAUACACUGUGGACUACACAGACCCCCAGCCAGGCUUGGAGGGUGGCAGAGCAUUCUUCAAUGCUGUGAAGGAAGGAGACACAGUGAUUUUUGCAAGCGACGAUGAGCAGGACCGCAUCCUGUGGGUCCAAGCCAUGUACCGAGCCACCGGCCAGUCUCACAAACCUGUGCCACCUACCCAAGUGCAAAAGCUAAAUGCUAAAGGAGGAAAUGUACCCCAGCUAGAUGCUCCAAUCUCCCAAUUUUAUGCAGAUAGAGCUCAAAAGCAUGGCAUGGAUGAAUUUAUCUCUUCCAAUCCCUGUAACUUUGACCACGCUUCACUCUUUGAGAUGGUUCAGCGCCUCACUUUGGACCACAGACUUAAUGAUUCCUAUUCUUGUCUGGGCUGGUUUAGUCCUGGCCAGGUCUUUGUGCUAGAUGAGUAUUGUGCACGUAAUGGAGUGAGAGGCUGUCACAGACAUCUCUGCUACCUCAGAGAUUUGCUAGAGCGCGCAGAAAACGGAGCUAUGAUUGACCCCACCUUACUUCACUACAGCUUUGCCUUUUGUGCAUCACAUGUUCAUGGCAACAGGCCUGACGGGAUAGGAACUGUGACCGUAGACGAGAAAGAGCGUUUCGAAGAGAUCAAGGAGAGGCUUCGUUUGCUUCUGGAGAAUCAGAUCACACAUUUUAGGUACUGCUUUCCGUUUGGCCGUCCAGAAGGUGCACUAAAAGCUACUCUAUCACUGCUGGAAAGGGUUCUGAUGAAAGACAUAGUUACUCCGGUCCCUCAAGAGGAGGUAAAAACAGUCAUCCGUAAAUGCUUGGAGCAAGCAGCUCUAGUCAAUUAUACUCGACUAUCAGAGUAUGCCAAAAUUGAAGAGAAUCAAAAGGAUGCAGAGAAUGUAGGCCGGUUAGUCACACCAGCUAAAAAGUUAGAAGACACAAUACGCCUGGCAGAGUUGGUAAUUGAAGUCCUGCAGCAAAAUGAAGAACACCACGCGGAGGGGAAAGAGGCCUUUGCUUGGUGGUCAGACCUUAUGGUUGAGCAUGCGGAGACCUUCCUGUCGCUGUUUGCUGUGGAUAUGGAUGGUGCAUUAGAGGUGCAACCCCCAGACACCUGGGACAGCUUUCCACUCUUUCAGCUUCUAAAUGAUUCCCUGCGUAGUGACUAUAAUUUGUGCAAUGGAAAGUUCCACAAACACCUCCAAGACCUGUUUGCUCCACUUGUUGUUAGAUAUGUCGAUCUGAUGGAGUCCUCAAUUGCACAGUCAAUUCACAGGGGCUUUGAGCGGGAGUCAUGGGAGCCAGUAAAGAGUUUAACAAGUAAUCUGCCCAAUGUGAAUCUACCAAAUGUGAAUCUCCCUAAAGUACCAAAUCUACCAGUUAACAUCCCACUAGGCAUCCCACAAAUGCCUAGCUUUUCUGCACCGUCAUGGAUGGCUGCUAUUUAUGAUUCUGACAAUGGAUCAGGCACCUCAGAAGAUAUGUUCUGGAAACUUGAUGCCCUGCAGACCUUCAUUCGGGAUUUGCACUGGCCUGAGGAGGAGUUUGGGAAACACUUAGAGCAACGCUUAAAGCUUAUGGCAAGUGACAUGAUCGAGUCCUGUGUGAAGAGAACCAGGAUUGCAUUUGAAGUAAAGCUGCAAAAAACGAGCCGAUCAACAGAUUUCCGGGUCCCUCAAUCAAUAUGCACCAUGUUCAAUGUCAUGGUGGAUGCCAAAGCUCAGUCAACAAAGCUUUGCAGUAUGGAAAUGGGCCAAGAGCACCAGUACCAUUCAAAAAUAGAUGAACUAAUUGAGGAAACCGUCAAAGAAAUGAUCACACUCCUAGUGGCAAAGUUUGUCACCAUUUUGGAAGGAGUCUUGGCCAAACUGUCUAGAUACGAUGAAGGAACUUUGUUUUCUUCUUUCCUGUCAUUUACUGUGAAGGCUGCUUCCAAAUACGUGGAUGUACCCAAGCCAGGGAUGGAUGUUGCUGAUGCCUAUGUGACAUUUGUCCGCCACUCUCAGGAUGUCCUGCGUGAUAAGGUCAAUGAGGAGAUGUAUAUAGAAAGGUUAUUUGAUCAAUGGUACACCAGCUCGAUGAAUGUUGUCUGCACCUGGCUGACAGACCGUAUGGACCUGCAGCUUCACAUUUACCAACUGAAAACUCUCAUUAGGAUAGUAAAGAAAACCUACCGGGAUUUCCGAUUGCAAGGGGUGUUGGACUCCACCUUAAACAGCAAAACCUACGAGACCAUCCGGAACCGGCUGACGGUAGAGGAGGCCACGGCAUCGGUCAGCGAAGGGGGAGGGCUCCAGGGGAUCACCAUGAAGGACAGUGAUGAGGAGGAUGAAGAGGAUGACUAG